AUGAGCAGUGCGCAUGCACAUGAUGAGGGCACGCAAUAAUAUCCGCCCGUUCGCACUGCCGUCGGUUGAGAACGCCAUCUGUACGUCUUUGGAAAGAUCUGCUUGGGUUGGUGUCUGGCUGUGCUGCUCCUUGGUUCUUAUCGUUUGUGCAGACCAUAGUCGUUUAGCAUAGAUGGCUGAGAACGAAGGGGGCAAGAAAGGAGGCAAAGAAGGAAAAGGAGGAAAAGGGGGAAAAGGAGGUAAAGGAGGAGGGGGAGGAGGUGCUAAGCCAAAGUUGCCUGAGCUGCUCAAAUCAGAUGACUUCACAGGCCAGUACAAGGAGGGGACUGUGGUACUGAGAACUGACAUGCCCGAUCCCUACCAGCAGGCCUACAACAAAGCAUGGAUCGCGGUGAGAAUGAACAAGGAGAAGCAGUUCAAAGAGGCAGUGGAUAAGCUGAUAGAAACCUCACAGGGGACAACAGCUGAGGCCGCGCCACUCGAUGUCCACUGUACCAAGGUCAAGAUCACAUUUGGAGACGUGGAAAAGAAGGUGGAGCUCAAGAUGUGUCUCCUGGCCUUUUGUGGCUUCCACGGCCGACUGGAUUUCGCCAAUUACCUCAUCGAGAGAGGAGCCAGUAUUGACUCUGGGGACAUGGAGGUGGGGUCACCACUGCUCCAGAUGAUGGUGAUGCACGAUGCCAGAUGUGGGUCCAGCUCUCUCUCCAUAGACACUCUCCGGUUCUUCACUGAGGACCACCCCUCUGUGCUCAGCAGGAUCAUCUCCACCGGUGAUAAUCCAAAAACUCUCACAAAGGCGACAGUUUUGACAGUGGCCCUGCACAUGAAGAGACAGGAUAUUGCCCAGUACUUCUUCAAGGAGCACAAGCUCCACCCAGUGUUCUGUGGCAGUAGAGACUACCCUUCUCUGUUCCUGGAGUACAUAGAGUAUGGCACGUUUGAGUUCAUCCCCUGGCUAUUCACUGAAGGCUAUGACACGAAGGAGGAGAUUGAUCGGUUCACCGAUGAGAUGUUCCAGCCCGAGAUCAUGAGGGCGGGGCUUGGUGAGGAUGGGAAGCCACGCACUGGCAGUCUCACCGAGAGUGCGGACAGGAAUGACCGCUGCGUGGCCCAUGCCAUGCUCCUGUGUGCCAACCGCAGGGGUGUCAACAUGCUCAUCAAGAAACGACCCGACCUCAUUGGGGUGAACAUACUCUAUACAUAUCUGUUACAUGAAGUGUGUAUCUUCCCAUUGUGUGUAUGUAUCUGAGCCAUGUUUGUACACUGUGCCUUGUUUUGCGCAGUUUUUCACUAACAGUAGGCCCGCACAUGACUAUUCUGUAUGCAUAGCAACAGUCAACUGGGCCAUA
This is a messenger RNA of Geodia barretti, 1349 nucleotides long. NCBI's taxonomy places the organism in Eukaryota, Metazoa, Porifera, Demospongiae, Tetractinellida, Geodiidae. The record is from the annotation of a GenBank genome assembly.